AUGGAGGGAUUGUGCGGGAUGGCAGAAGACACGCAGGAGGCGAUGGCGAUGCUGGAGAAGGAGUUGGAGACUGCGAACAAGAGGUUGUGGGAGGCUGAAAAUGAAGUCCGAGAACUUUCCAACAAGCUGGAGAUCUCGAAGCAAAACGUGCAUGUAUUGAGACGUGGCUACACGGAGAAGAUCGACGAGCUACAACGUCGAAUCCUAGAAAAAGAUGAAGAAUUACAGAAAGUCAUUCGGGAUUAUUCAGAGCGGUUAUCUGCGAAGGAAUCAGAGAUGCAGAGGGUAUUAGGAGAAUCUCAAGACGCUAUGAGGGUCAAACACACGGACAUUCAGAAACUGAUGGAGGACAACGAUGCCCAACUGAGAAUUCUCAACAAGAUCUGCACCGAGAGGGCUGCGAUGAUCGAGGAGCUGAAGGAGGAGAGCUCGGAGAAGGACAAGAUAAUCCAUACCCUUCAGGAGAUGGUGGCGUGCAGCGAGAUGAGCGACAGCAGGAGGCUGUCUAUGCGGCAGACGAAGAGGAUGGCUUCACCUCUGAGGGAGAGCAACGGGUCGGCAGCGAGGGAUCUGGUGUUGAUGGACAAGGUGGAGGAGGACAUGGAGAGGCGGGUAGAGACGCAUCUCGUGUUUGAGAACAGACAAGUCGAUCAGAUCUCCAACGGAGUUGUUCAUUCCGCUUCCUUCCAUGACGUCAAGAGAAUGACGUGCUCUCCUAUCCCGAUCAGUCGCAAACAGAAUGACUCGACCGAGUCCCAGCAAUCGAUCUGGACGCAGCUCUACCACAACGCCAUGUCGGACAGUCACAUGUGGGUCGUCAAGAUAGAGAGGGAGAGUCGCUUGCAAAUCGACAGCAAGCCUUGUCUCCAGAGCGACUACGAAGAGCUGCUGUCCGUCAACCACAUCCUACAAGAGAGGCUCCGAUCGAGCGAGCUCGGUUAUCAGAUCGUGAUGAGGGACCUGAAGGAGGCGAGGUCGACGCUGAGCUCGCAGCAAGAGGCUCUGAUGCAGAGGGAGUCGAUGCUGAGGAAGGUGGAGGAGAUGGCAGGAGAAGUCGUUGGUGCCCUCCGGGACGUGGCGCUCCUUGUGUCAAGACUGGACGAGAAGAUGGCGCAGGAAGGAUGCCAGACCGAGAGGCUCGUUGAGAGCAUGAUUCUCAAGGAGGAGAUAGCAACAAGGAACGUGAAGAUGACUGGCGCCAUGAACAGCCUCAAGUCUUUACAAGAAAGGUGCAAGCAGGACGAGAACGUGUGGAUUUCCAAGAUCCAUCAUCUCGAGCUUCAGCUCGCACGCGAGGCUGCCAGGAAGUCGCAGGAGGAGGAUGGCGAGCGAGUCAAGGACGGCGGAUCCCUACCCCCUGAAGUCCAGAGGAGGCUGAGCCAGGCCGAGGAGCUGCACCACAUCUCCGAGAAGCAGAUCGAGCUGAUCGCCGAGCUGCAAACCAAACUCAGGAGGAGCGAGCAGAGCAGAGUUGCACUAGAGACGGAAAGCAAACUCAGGAGAGGGCGCGAAGGAGAGCUGCUGCGAUCGCUGCAGGACGAGCUGGCGAGAGGAGAGAGAGUCAGCAUGGCGCUGGAGGAGACCGAGAAAGUGAUCGAGGAGCAGAGCAGGAAGAUCGAGUGGCUCCAGAAGAAGAACGACUACCUGAGGGAGAGCAAGGUAGACCGAUCGGAGCACGAGAAGCUGAAGAUCGACAUGCUGCGGCAGAGUGACCUUGUCCUGAUGCUGCAGCGCGAACUCGAGGUCAGCGAGUCGGACUGCAAGCACAAGACCAUGCAGAUAGGCUUUCUGCGGUCCAAGUACAACAAGGUCCUCUCUGGGCUCAAGGGCGUUCAGUUCACCUUGGAUUACAACCUUCACCGAGUGGAAGAGGAAUUCAGGAAGGAGUUCGCUAAGAAACUUGCCGUCUCACGUAUCUGCCAUGUCGAGGAGGAGGACGAGGGAGAGGAGGGAGAGCGGGGAGGAGGGGAGGAGCAGGGGGAGAGGUCUGUACGAACUCGCUUGCAAGACUUCAAGCAGGCACAAAAACUGUCGCUCGAUGGCAGUCAGGACAGUGAGGAGGCCGACUGGAGCGUUUGGCCCAUUGCGACUCCGCACCAGCCUUGCAAGUCGACGAUGCCAGGGAGCCGGAGGAUCGCCGCAUGCCCUCCAGGGUAUGAGGAUGAAGAUUGA
Guillardia theta CCMP2712 is the source of this 2172-nucleotide messenger RNA. RefSeq lists its product as hypothetical. Lineage: Eukaryota; Cryptophyceae; Pyrenomonadales; Geminigeraceae. The record is from RefSeq and is a predicted model, not a curated record. Bases 1 to 2172 code for a protein of 723 amino acids. The transcript is spliced from 20 exons.